AUGGAGGAGGUAGUCACCCCAAUGGGGGAGGCAGCCCCCCCAAUGGAGGAAGCCGCAGCCACCGCAGUGGAGGAGGCAGCCGCGUCGAUGGAGGAAGCUUCCCUGGACGCGGAGCCACCCCACCCCGGCAGGUACGACCACCUGUCGAGGGAAGCGCAGGAGUACUACGUGGGCGUGCCGUACAGCUGGGAAUACGUGGAGGGCAGCAGGGGGUGGUUCAUCAUCGAAACGAGCAAAGGGUAUAAAUUCUACUUUAACAAAAAAACGAGCGAAAAGACGUGGAAGUGCCCCAAGGAGGUAGAAAUCCUGGUGAAUAAAAAGCAAACCGAUCAGCUAGUUGGCAACUCGGUGGGGAGAAGCCCCACAGGGGGGUAUUAUCCCCUUGGAGUGACUGCAACUGACGCAGACGCAGGGGGUACCACCUCAAGUGGUUUAGCCAACGGAGCAAGGGGGCAAAGUAGUCAAGAGGAAAAAAACUUGGAAAAAAUCCUCAAGGAUUAUAAAAACCUUCUCAUCGAAAAAAACAUGGACCAGUUUUGCAAAUAUGAAAACGUCUUGGCCCACCUCCUCUACGAUGAAAGGUACCUGAGAGUACCAAAGGAAAUGAGGAAGGAAUGCUUCACCAAACUUGUAAAAGAAAUUGAUCAUGACAGAAGAAGAGAGCUCAAAAUGUUGGUAGAGAAUUUCCAAAGUUUGCUGUGUAAAGUGGAAGGUAAAAUUGGGUACCCCUUUGAAGAGGCAGACGCGAUAUCCAUUUUGAGGGGUGAAAAAGCAUUCGAAGGGAGUGGCACAAAAAAUUGGAGUGCCACAAGGAGCAAACUGUUAAGGGAAUUUUUACAAAAGAAAAAAAAAAACACGGAAAAAGAAACGGAAGAAAAAUUGGAACAAGCUUUUCUUAACUCCUUGAGGGGGGAAAGUCCAGGGGAGUGGUUUAAAAUAAAAAAUAAUUUACUACGAAGUGGAAAGUAUGACAUUUUAUCCUUUGAGAAAAAAACGCACAUCUUUCAGAGUGUAAGUCAGAAGUUGUUGGCCAAGCGGAGGGGCGAAAGUCGGCAUGCCGACUCCCUCUCAGGUGUGCGGUCAGCCCAUCGUCCCGGUGCUACUACCGACGAGAGGAACCUUUUUGUGAGUCUCCUGCAUGAGAAGAUAAAACACCCCGUUAUAGAUGAAACCAUUUUGAAGCAUGACCCGUUUGCGGCCAAAACGUACCACUCCUUUGAAGAGGCCCUGCAAAUUCCUCCCGACCUCUUAACAGACGAGAGGUACAAAAAGGUGCGCCUAACAGAUGUAGACAAAUUUGACUUGUAUAAAGAAUUUAUUAAAGACUACAUAAAUAUGAAGAGAGAUACGUUCGAAAAAAUUCUGCACGAACUGCCAAUCAACCAUAUGAACGACUCUGUGGAUGACGUGCUGAGGCUGGUCGACAAGAGUGGCAAAAUUUUUAAGUCCCUACCAGCAGUGCAUUUGGAAAAGGUUUUCUCAAAAUGGAAAAGUUACAAAAUUAAGGAGGCCAAAAAAAUGUUCGCAGAUUUUUUGAAGAAGUCCAAUUGGGUUAAGCACGACUCGGAUGAGCGCGCGAACUACGAGGCGCUCCUCAAGCGGCUGUCGCAGGACGUCAGCUACCAACGACUCAAGUGCGUGCCCGAGGACAGGGAAGAAAUGGUGAAGACGCGCAUAGGCGAGCUAAAGGAAGAGCACAAGAAGAACAAGAACUUAGCAGAAAGGUUGAACCGUUGA
Messenger RNA from Plasmodium vivax (malaria parasite P. vivax), 1737 nucleotides. RefSeq lists its product as hypothetical. Gene Ontology annotation, molecular function: RNA polymerase binding; transcription coregulator activity. The transcript is spliced from 2 exons. The coding region runs from base 1 to 1737 and encodes 578 amino acids. The record is from RefSeq and is a predicted model, not a curated record. NCBI's taxonomy places the organism in Eukaryota, Apicomplexa, Aconoidasida, Haemosporida, Plasmodiidae. Gene Ontology annotation, cellular component: nucleus.